Messenger RNA from Monoraphidium neglectum, 240 nucleotides. RefSeq lists its product as hypothetical. The coding region runs from base 1 to 240 and encodes 79 amino acids. The record is from RefSeq and is a predicted model, not a curated record. NCBI's taxonomy places the organism in Eukaryota, Viridiplantae, Chlorophyta, Chlorophyceae, Sphaeropleales, Selenastraceae. The transcript has 2 exons.
AUGUUUGGCGCAAUGGUCAACGUGAACGCCAGCGAGCUGCGGUCUUGGAUUGCUGCCAGCCUGGCGGGCGCCGAGUACGCACGCAUCACGCCUGAGGGUGCGCCUGACGCGCGCGCCCGCCGCCUGCCACCCACGGCGCUCUGGGAGCUGGCAGUGCGCAACAGCGUCGCGGCGGCGACAAUGUUUCACUGCACGGUGGACGGCGGCGAGGACUACGUGCGGUACCUGGAGUCGCUGUAG